AUGGUUCGGUGCACGACACGCAAUCGAUGCGGCCUCCGGGGUUCAACUAGACUGAAGAAGGGGAAGGAUCGAAGCAGCGAGGCGGCUGUGACCUCGGACGAGAAGAAAGAAACGAAGCAGCGGGGCUGCUCAUCUUCAGUCUUGGAAGGAGUUGCGAAGGGGAAAGAAAUCAGAAAAGGGAAGAAGGAAACACGAAGAAUCUUGGUUUUUCUUGGCAGCAAUCGAAGGAUGAGAAGAAGGAAUAACAGAGGGGGGCUGAGAGUGGUAGUUUAUUGUCCAACAGCUCAAAGCCAAGCCGCCGAAGCGAAGUUGCAACAAGUUCUUGACUAUCUUUGUGGAGAAAUCAACCGCAAGGAGAUUCAACCUAGGGGAUCAUGCUUUAACCCUAACAUUGUGCAAAAUCAUGUGUCUUAUGCUAUUGAUCAUAACUUUCAAAUUAAUGGUGUAUGUGAUAUUAGUUAUGCUACUCCUGCCGUCACAGAUGCAUGGCAUGUGUCUACCCAUAAGUGA
Messenger RNA from Lactuca saligna, 510 nucleotides. The record is from the annotation of a GenBank genome assembly. Lineage: Eukaryota; Viridiplantae; Streptophyta; Magnoliopsida; Asterales; Asteraceae.